AAGAUCAAGUUAGCAACCUGUUUCCCUAGUUUUCAGUCUGCUCUACACACAGUACUCCAACACAGACCCGGAGAAUGGGGUUGAUGAAUCUAAACCUUAGAAGAUGUUUAAAACAUUUAAGUGAUAAUGUUAAACAUAAAGGUCGGUUUCUCGGCUCAGUAUCAUCCCAGAAAUAUCAGGUUGAACUUGACCGUUCUCUCCAGGUCCCUGAGGAGUACUGGGGACGGAUAUCUGAGAAUAUAAUCUGGGAAAAGAAAUGGGACAAGGUUAUGGAUAAUUCGAACCCGCCGUUCGUUAAAUGGUUUCCCGGCGGUGAAUUAUCUCUGUGUUACAAUGCAGUUGACCGCCAUGUGGACGAGGGUUUCGGCGAUGAAACAGCGAUUAUUUGGGAUUCGGCGAUAACUGACAGGAAGGACAAGAUAUCCUAUAACAGACUGAAGGACGAAGUGUCCCGUGUAGCAGGACUACUCUCAAGGUUGGGAGUGGGACGAGGGGAUAGGGUUCUCAUCUAUAUGCCGAUGGUCCCCGAGGCUAUGGUGGCCAUGUUGGCAACUAUUCGUCUAGGGGCCGUUCAUUCCGUCGUCUUUGGUGGGUUUGCAGCGAAGGAGCUUUCUACAAGGAUUAAACACGCAGAACCUAAAGUGAUAAUAUCCGCUAGCUGUGGUAUUGAACCAAACAGAAUAGUUAAAUAUAAACCUAAUGUGGACGAAGCAAUUCGUCUCUCCGGACUGGAGAUUAAGAACCUGGUUUUCCAGAGGGAUGAAUGUAUCGCAGAUAUCGGGAAGAAUGAUAUUGUCUGGCAGGAUGUAGUUCCUGGAGUACCUGGAGUAGAUUGUGUUCCUGUAGGCUCUAUGGAUCCUCUGUAUAUUCUUUACACAAGUGGUACAACUGGAGAACCUAAAGGUGUUCAGCAUCCUACUGGAGGGCAUGCUGUGGUUAACAAGUGGACUAUGGAGACUAUAUACGGGAUGCAGCCUGGAGACACCUGGUUCGCGGCUUCAGAUCUUGGAUGGAUAGUUGGUCACGAAUAUACUUGUUAUUCUCCUCUUCUCAACAGAACUAAAACCAUCCUAUACGAAGGAAAACCUGUAGCAACCCCAGACCCUGGACAGUUCUUCAGGGUUAUACAGGAGUACCAGGUGAACGGUAUGUUUACAGCUCCGACUGCUAUUCGUGCAAUAAAGAAGGAAGACCAGAACGGAGAAUACGCUCAGAAGUAUGAUCUCAGUUCUCUCCGGUAUCUAUUCGUAGCUGGAGAACAUUGUGAUUAUGAUACAAGACUUUGGGCGGAGAAAAUAUUUCAGGUUCCCGUCCUGGAUAAUUGGUGGCAGACAGAGACAGGUCACGCAAUGACCUCUACCUGUAUCGGGUUGGGAAACUCCUUGAACCCUCCGAAGGAUGUGAGCGGGAUGCCAGUUCCAGGUUGGGAUAUGAGAAUACUCAAGGAAGAUGGAACCGAGGCGGAAGCUAAUGAGCUAGGACGUAUAGUUGCUAAGCUUCCAAUGCCGCCUGGAUGCAUGUCAACCCUGUUUCGAGCAGAUCAGCGGUUCCACGAUACAUACUUCAAAACAUUCCCGGGAUAUUAUGAUACUAUGGAUGCAGGGAUGAAGGAUGAGAACGGAUAUAUCAAGGUUAUGGCCAGGGAUGAUGACGUCAUAAACGUAGCAGGACACAGGCUAUCCACCUCAGCUUUAGAGGAGGUUAUCCUAGCACACCCUGGAGUAGGAGACGCAGCUGUAGUUGGAGUCAAGGAUACUCUCAAAGGUCAACUUCCCAUUGGUCUGAUAGUUCCUAGGCUAGAGUAUACAGGAAACCUGAGAGAAGAACUUGUGGUCAAGGUUCGGAAUGAUCUGGGCGCAGUUGCCGCGUUUAGAAUUGUAAUCAUGGUAAAGGGUUUGCCUAGAACCAGAUCAGGAAAGACUGCUAGGAAAACACUGUCAGAUCUAGCGGACGGGAAGAAGGUGAAGAUCCCUCCAACGAUAGAGGAUCCAAGUGUUUAUGGAGAUAUAAAGCUGGCUCUCCAGGAGCACGGAUAUGCACUGAAUGCUCCUGAUCCAGAGUAGAAUCAUAUAUGGAGUAGAAUAAUCGUAAAAAAGGAACUGAGGUCUUGCCACACACUCUGAUUUUCUAAUCCCUAUGCCUUCGCAACCCAAUUAAGCAGACCUUAGAUAUGUGUUUUGAAUUUUGUUGAUCAAAUAAUUUAAGCUUUUAAUAUCAGAGGUUUGCUCCAUCAGGUUACAAAGAUAUAGGGAUCAUAAACUUUGAGUUUUUGGUCAAGACUCAAUUCAAUUAAAGUGUGGAUAUAAAAGGGAAUUGUUGGACAUAUUUGUUGUAAUAUGAUUUUUAUACAAGAAAAGAUAGAAUUCUUUGUUGUCAACAAAAAUAAAAUUUGAUAUGAGUG
This is a messenger RNA of Eurytemora carolleeae, 2401 nucleotides long. Its product is annotated as acyl-CoA synthetase short-chain family member 3, mitochondrial. The transcript has 11 exons. The record is from RefSeq and is a predicted model, not a curated record. NCBI's taxonomy places the organism in Eukaryota, Metazoa, Arthropoda, Copepoda, Calanoida, Temoridae. The coding region runs from base 75 to 2063 and encodes 662 amino acids.